UAUAAAAAAAUAAGAUAAUUAAUAAUGAUAAUAAAUGUAGUGUUUUGGUGUUUGCGCAACCGCUAACGAGAGUUGCGCACUGAACCCAAAUUAAGAAAAACUGAAACUUAAGUAUCGACUCCAUCGCGCAAGUAUCGGCACGGUACCGAUACCCGUGUGGUAUCGAUACUACCGAUACUUCAGCUCGAUCCGCCCACCACCACUGGUGUGUGCCCACCUUGUUCCAGCGACGAGCGACCCGAGAGCCAUCUGCUUGAAGUUGAAUAUAUUUCAGGCUGAAGCCGCCGGUCCGGCCCGCAUCUUCCCUCCCCUUCGCAUUUCGGGGGUCGCUGUCGUAGCGUUGAUAGUUCACGGUAUUAUAAUAAUGAGCCAGGAUGUGAUGGGGGCGCCGCGCUGUUAUCGUUAGCUAGGCGGAGAAAUUCCUUCAACCAGGCGGCCUGCUGAUUCAAUCACUGCGGGUUGACACAGCUUUAACCCACGGUAGCUAAUGCAGCUAGCUGCGGCGUGGAUAGUGCAAUAAUCUCUCACUACCAAGGACUAUUACUUUUAGCAUAAACUACCUAGCAACGGUUGCUGCUACGGACUCGGAUGUCGCGACGCUGCAGUUUUACGCCACUUUUGUCGGAUUGAAUUGGACAAAAAAAAAAAAAAAAAAAAGAUAGAAUUGCACCUCCAAGUGAAACAAGGGGUUAAAAUCCAGUGGCUAAUCUGUCGUAGUAAUUUUUUUUUUUAACAUUAGCAGUAUUAAGAGAGAGGCAGAGCAUCUUCGGGGAGGCCCCGCCGUCUCCUCCCGGCUCCCUCCCCCCUCUUUCCGAGUCUCCCGUGAUUUGCCGAGAACACCCGGGCGAAGUCGCAGUUGCUCUCGGCUGGGGGGACAACUUGACAGCGAGGCCCCUGGCUAGUCUCCCCUCCCCCCCUUUUCCCAGUCCCGUCCAUCCAUCCAUCCAUACAAACAUCCAUCCAGCCAUCCGUCCGUCCACCCCGCCCGACGAACCACCUCCUCGCCCGAGAUCGAAGCGAGGAAACGGGGGACUUCGGGACGCGCUGAGACCGUCGGGGGAAGUGUUUGCCAGGUCCCGUCUGAACCGGGCUUGCCACAAGCAGAGGGGAUGACUCUGGAGUCCAUGAUGGCUUGCUGCCUGAGCGAAGAGGCGAAGGAGUCGAAACGAAUCAAUGCAGAAAUCGACAAACAACUCCGCCGAGACAAGCGGGACUCCAGGAGGGAGCUGAAAUUGCUACUCCUCGGUACGGGAGAAAGCGGCAAGAGCACCUUCAUCAAGCAGAUGAGGAUCAUCCACGGAGCGGGCUACUCGGACGAAGAUAAGAGGGGCUUCAUUCGGCUCGUUUACCAGAACAUCUUCACGUCCAUGCAGUCCAUGAUCCGGGCCACCGAGACCCUCAAGAUCCCCUACAAAUACGAGCAGAACCGGUCUAAUGCCAUGCUCGUGAAGGAGGUGGACAUCGAGAAGAUCUCCGGCUUUGACCAGCCCUACAUCGCAGCUAUUAAAUGCCUGUGGUCCGACCCGGGGAUCCAGGAAGCCUACGACCGGCGCAGAGAGUACCAGCUCUCCGACUCCACUAAAUAUUAUCUUUCGGAUCUGGACCGUAUUGCAGAUCCCAACUAUCUUCCCACUCAGCAGGAUGUACUCAGGGUGCGCAUCCCCACCACAGGAAUCAUAGAGUACCCCUUCGACUUGCAAAGCAUCAUUUUCAGGUAGAAAGACGCCCGUCGUGGCUGGGUCCCUCCAUGUGUUGUCGUCAUGAACUCAUUCAGUGUAUGUUCUCCCCCUCCUCCUUAAUGAACAAAAAUCACUCGACUUUUGAUUCACGCAUCUGACUUGUUUGUCUCUGUCCGAUCCCUACGCUUCUUAACUCUUCCCUGCAAUUGUAAAUAUUUCGAGUCAUUCUCAAGUCUCUUCGCGGUCGUACGCUUACCUGCCGCCGCCGCCAACAAUAAUCGUACCACGAAACACAACCCCCCCCUAAUGAACACAAAGUCCUACAUUCUGGUGCCCGGUCUCUGUAAAUGGGUCACCUCCUCUUCUCCUCCUCCUCUCCUCCCUGGCUGGCAGAAGAAACGAGGUCGUCCUCUCCGCGGUGGAGGAAUGUUAUUUUGGGCAGCAGGUCCUGCAGGGCCUAUAUUGGCCUUGGGUCUCUGUGGACCACAGUGGACUGGGCCACCACCAGGGGGCGGCAUUGCGUCGAGGAUUUUUAGCUGAGUUGGGCAACUUUCUCAGAGACCAUGUUGCACCUGGGAGGGGGGGGGAAAUUUUUUUUUUUUUUUUUUUUUUUUUAGGGCACAUGUGCAUCCAGAUGUGCACACAAACAAGGGAAGCGAGAAUUAAAUGCCAUCAGUGCCGUUCAUGGGCCGCUCUUGACAGGAAAAGAUUCCUGACUGGAAUGGGAUUAAUGAAACAGUCGUCACGAACGGAGGCUUUAAUGAAACUGGGACCUGAAUUCUCAGAUGAGUGAAGAUUGACCUUGUCAAGGAGAAGCUCGGGGAACAUGAAACCCAUCUCGAAAGUCAGGAUUGCGGUUUGUGAAUGCCUUCUGCGAUUGGCUGAAACCACACUAUUUAUCCCAGUUUGUUGGCGUCCCCCCCCCCCCCCCCCUCCUCCUCCUCCUCCUCCUCCUCCUCCUCCUCCAUCCAGUUUUUCAACCCAGCCUCCCGUCCUCUGCCUGUCCUCUGGCCUUCAUUUUAAACCCGUCCCGUUUCAAUCGUCUCCUCCCGAGUGUGUUUCAAAGCUUCACAAUGCUCCUCGCGCGAUUCUUCACGGCGCGCUCAGGGGAAGACGGGCCGCGCGGUUGAGAAAUGAGCGCCGCGCGAUCCCCCCCUUUUUUUUUUCACCGUAACUCGUAAACUGGAGCACAGACUGAUGUAGUGUCAGAUGCAGCUCCAUGUAUGGCCAUAAAGAGCGUAAAGAUGAAUGCCCCUCAUUUUAGGCGUUAAUAUUAAGCAUAUGUUUCCGAGACCGCUGAAGGCGCAGCUUUGUAAUCAGCUACAUGGUUUGUUUGUGUGUGUUGGCACCGGGUCUCGGUUGUGUAUUGAACCAGUAAGGAACAAAGGAAGCGGC
Messenger RNA from Mugil cephalus (flathead mullet), 3074 nucleotides. Its product is annotated as guanine nucleotide-binding protein G(q) subunit alpha-like. Gene Ontology annotation, biological process: adenylate cyclase-modulating G protein-coupled receptor signaling pathway; action potential; phospholipase C-activating dopamine receptor signaling pathway. The transcript is spliced from 4 exons. Bases 1110 to 1718 code for a protein of 202 amino acids. Lineage: Eukaryota; Metazoa; Chordata; Actinopteri; Mugiliformes; Mugilidae. Gene Ontology annotation, cellular component: heterotrimeric G-protein complex. Gene Ontology annotation, molecular function: GTPase activity; guanyl nucleotide binding; G protein-coupled receptor binding. The record is from RefSeq and is a predicted model, not a curated record.